Molecule: messenger RNA, 2735 nt
Organism: Diaporthe batatas
Lineage: Eukaryota; Fungi; Ascomycota; Sordariomycetes; Diaporthales; Diaporthaceae
Exons: 2
Coding region: 188-2638 (816 amino acids)
Biological process (GO): glycerophospholipid catabolic process
Cellular component (GO): cytosol
Molecular function (GO): A2-type glycerophospholipase activity
Source: RefSeq, a predicted model, not a curated record
AGCUGAUUAGACGACAUGAAUUCCACGCGCACGCGCCUUUUGAGAUAUUGCAUCCUCUAAGCAUCAAGUCUGACCCGUCCUCGCUCGCUGAUAUGAGAAUUCACGCCUGGCUUAUGGGAACACUCACCUGGCCGACAAUUUAAUUACCUCAGCUGGGGACGUCACUUGGUACCACGCCCACAGCGCAAUGAGGUUCCCGCGACAAUCCAUGUCAAGAGCUCCUUUUCAGGCUGUUCGCGCUUGCCCGUCCGUUCAUCGUCGCCCGACGAGGCUGCAUCAAUGGGCUGCCAAAAGGGCGACAGCUUCGCGUCAGCACGCCGGUCCUCAACAGCACCAGCAACUCCGACAUGGCUUCUUCUCUUCCGACACCAAGCAACAUGUCUACCGGGAGCUCCAGCCAGCGGCCAAACACCCGAAGCAGGCCACACCUGGCGACUCCACCGCUGAGACCGAGGAGGGCCAAGCGACGCAUGUCAAGCAGGAGGACCACACGGCUCAGAGUGAGGACAAUGGGGCAUGGCAGAAAUUCACCACGACAUUCCAGAAUUUCAGCGUCAUAACCGACCAGGAAUGGCGUGCAGUCUCCGACAAGCUCAUCGACCUGCUGCUGCCCGAGUGGUCCAAGUUCAUCCCGGGGUAUAUCAGGAAGCUGCAAGGGGAACUGUCCAUGGCCCCUGGAUCUUUGGCUGAUGAGAUCUGGAGGGAGGCUCACGACCCCGGAAUCAACCCUGAGAUUCGUUAUUCAGCAAAGGUUCGUGUGUCAAACGACCUCUGCGACGAGGAGAAGGAGUACCUGGCUCGGAGGAAGAAGAUCGUUACGGUGGCGUUGGCCAAGUAUCUGGGCCUUGAUGAGAACGAAAUUCAUGAGGAUGACGUGCCUACCAUUGCGGUCUGUGGUUCCGGUGGCGGCCUGAGAGCCUUGGUUGCAGGCAUCGGAAGCAUGAUCGCAACAGGAGAGGACGGCCUCUUUGAUUGCGUUACCUACACCUCCGGCGUGAGUGGCUCGUGCUGGCUCCAGGCACUGUUCCACUCGACCUUCGCCCAGGGCAGUCUGCCCCUCGUCUUGGAGCACCUCAAGGCAAGACUCGGGGUGCACAUAGCUUAUCCGCCGGUAGCUUUCUCAUCACUAGCAUCGGCACCUACAAACAGAUACCUGCUGAGCGGUCUCGUGGAGAAGCUUAGGGGGGAUCCCAAUGCAGACUUUGGCCUGGUCGACAUUUACGGCAUCCUCCUGGCAGCGAGGCUGCUGGUCCCCAGGGGCGAGCUUGGCGUGGACGCAAGAGAUUUCAAGCUGUCGAACCAGAGGCAAAAUAUCAAAUUUGGGCAGAACCCGUUCCCAAUCUACACGGCAGUCCGCCACGAGAUCCCGAAUGCCUCCGCUGCGGCUGACGGGACUGGUCAUCCAACUGAAAAGGAGAAGGAAGAGGCUGCUAAGGAGGCCUGGUUCCAAUGGUUUGAGAUCACGCCCUACGAGGCAUUCUGUGAGGAAUUCGCCGCUGGUAUCCCAACGUGGGCUUUGGGACGCAAGUUCGCGAACGGCCGAGAUGUCCCUCCAGAGGAAGGUUUCCAUCUUCCCGAAGCUCGCAUGCCACUUCUGCUGGGCAUCUUUGGCAGCGCCUUUUGCGCGACCCUCAGCCACUACUACCGCGAGGUCCGUCCUCUGGUGCGAAGCCUGACGGGUUUCUCCACGAUUGACGAAAUGGUCACGGGACAUAAUGAUGAUUUGAGCAAGGUUCACCCGAUCGACCCUGCCAUGCUGCCAAAUUUUACGUACGGGAUGGAGGGACAACUGCCCCGCACGACGCCCACGAGCAUCUAUAAGAAUGAAUACUUACAGCUGAUGGAUGCCGGGAUGUCGAACAACUUGCCAAUCUACCCUCUCCUGCGGCCCGGUCGUAAUGUCGACAUCCUCAUCGCAUUCGAUGCUUCCGCGGACGUCAAGACAGAUAACUGGCUAUCCGUGGCGGACGGUUACGCACGACAGCGUGGGAUCAAGGGAUGGCCCAUAGGCAUUGGCUGGCCCAAAGAGACCGAGCCAAACACGCAGGUCGCGCACGAAUUGAGCGAGGCCGAGGCCGCAACUGUAAAGGAAGCAUCGGCCAAGCUGGACGAGGCCAAAGCCGCGCAAACGGCACGGCGUUGUGAGGCAGGCGUCGGCCUAGAAGACGUGGAGGGCCCGCACAAAUUCGAAAAGGGCAAUGCCGAGUCCGGAGAGCUGGGUUACUGCACCGUGUGGGUUGGCACUACCCAGGAGCGUUCCACGGAGCCGCCACCACCCUCCAAGGCGCUGGACGACAGCACGACCUGGCAGCUCCAAGAGCCUGAUGCGGGCAUCGCGGUCGUCUACCUGCCCUUCCUUAAGAAUGAUAAGGUGGAGGGUGUAGACCCUGGUGUGAGCGAAUACCUCAGCACGUGGAAUUUCGUGUACACGCCGGAGCAGAUCGACAAGGUUGUACAGCUGGCCAAGACGAACUAUGACGAGGGGAAGGAGAAGAUACGUAGGACGGUGAGGGCGGUAUAUGAGAGGCGGAAGAAGAUGAGGCUCGAGAGAGAGGGGAAAGAGAAGUCGGAGAGGAGGAGACGUAGGGUGCAGCUUGGUGUUGACGGCAAACUAGGGGAGGGUGAUCACUUCAGCUGAGGAGCCGGUGUGUUGUAUAGUUACCAGGCAGAGGCACGUCUCAAAACGCAAAAGAUACCCCAGCAGUGUAGGAAUGAGCAUCACAAAGAACCUAGAA